CACUAUAUAGGGGAAAGCCACUGCCACUGCCACCACAGCUCGUCCGCCAAAAGUUCUCGACCUAGCUUGAUCACUAGCCCUGAAGCACCAACAUUUCACGGAUCGCCGACCGCCAUGGCCUGCAAAAACACUACACAAGAGUCUGUGUUAAUCCUCGGCGCGGGCUGCUUCGGCCUUGCGACCGCGCACCAGCUGGCAAACGCCGGCUACACAGACAUCACCGUCCUGGACAAGGACGAUGUUGUCCCCAGUCGCUUCUCCGCGGCCAACGACCUCAACAAGGUCAUCCGCGCCGAGUAUCCCGACCUCCUCUACACAGACCUGAGCUUGAAAGCGAUCAAGAAAUGGCAGACAGAUCCUCUAUACACUCCGCAUUACCACGAGACGGGCUUCCUCAACGUCACGUCCAGCGCAGCCACCCAGCAGACUAAAAAUGUCGUCGAGACGUACAUCUCGUCCAUACAAGCGAAUCCAGCCUUUGACGGAAAGGUGCAGCGCGUCAGCGGAGAGGAUCAAAUCCACAGCCUCGUCCCCGCGUUCAACGGUCCCAUCCCCGGAUGGUCAGGCUACUUCAACAGGCUGGCUGGCUAUGCGCACUCAGCCAACGCCCUCAGGGACGUCUAUCGGGAUUGUGUACGGCUCGGCGUCAAAUUCCACCUGGGACCGAAAGACGGCGAGGUGAAAUCACUGCUGUUCGCCGCCGCCCGUGGUGUCAACAUCUGUGUAGGAGCCAAGUCUCGAGGAGGGACGCUGUAUCAAGCACAGAAGACAAUCGUGGCCCUCGGUGGCAAUGUCUGCAAUCUGAUUCCCAGCCUUGGACCGCAGGUGACGGGACGUUGCUGGGGUGUUGCCCACAUCCAGCUCUCACCAGAGGAGGCGGCCACUUUACGCGGCAUCCCCGUCACCAACGUGCGCGACCUUGCCUUCUUCUUCGAGCCGGACCAGGCCACCAACAAGCUCAAGUUCUGCCAUAUGGGCGGCGGCUUCACCAACUACGCGUGGUCGCAAGAUGGCCUCUCCGUGCCGUACCCAACCCUCUCCGAGUCUAAGCUUCUUCCCGCCGGUGACGAGAUGCAGAUCCGAAAGCUUCUUCGAGACGUCUUCCCCCAAUUCGCCAAUCGCCCGCUGAUCGAUUGCCAUCUGUGCUGGUUCGCGGAUACGGCCGAUUCGGACUACAUCAUCGACUACGUCCCGAACACGGACAAUUCUCUCGUGGUGCUAUCUGGGGACUCCGGUCACGGCUUCAAGAUGCUGCCCAUUUUCGGAGACUUCGUACAGACCCUGUUGGAGAUUGGCAGGCAGGCAGAGCCCAAGUGGCAAUGGAAGGGUUCCAAGUCAAAGGUGGGCAGUGCUUGGAGGGCUGGGGCGGGUCAGGAGCUCGUAGCCAUAGUUCCCGCGAAGCUAUGAACAAAGUGUUGCGGAGGACUGAGUACCGCCCGUAGAUGGUCUGAGCACGGUCAUGGUAGACGACGGUAAGCACAACCAGCCGUUAUAGAUAGGUACAUGGAUAUUAUCUCAAUACAGCCAAU
Microdochium trichocladiopsis is the source of this 1529-nucleotide messenger RNA. Its product is annotated as FAD dependent oxidoreductase. Gene Ontology annotation, molecular function: saccharopine oxidase activity; sarcosine oxidase activity; flavin adenine dinucleotide binding. Bases 115 to 1407 code for a protein of 430 amino acids. Lineage: Eukaryota; Fungi; Ascomycota; Sordariomycetes; Xylariales; Microdochiaceae. The record is from RefSeq and is a predicted model, not a curated record. The transcript is spliced from 2 exons.